Messenger RNA from Pocillopora meandrina, 19498 nucleotides. The record is from the annotation of a GenBank genome assembly. Lineage: Eukaryota; Metazoa; Cnidaria; Anthozoa; Scleractinia; Pocilloporidae.
AUGUCUCGAGUAAAGUGCAAAUGUCUUCGUCGAGGACGUUACAUCCAGUCAUCUGAAAUUGACUACUCAAGCGGGGACAUCAGGUGAGAGAAACGUGAAGUAAAUACGCUAGCCAACAUUCUCGGUGCUAAUAGAUUGAUAGAUGUGGAAUCUGCCUCGAAAAUCCUAGUUUCUCCGAAGCCAUUGUCAUUUAAUAUGGUGUAGAAACAACAUUUACUUUUUCAAUAGUACACAGACAGUGCUGAGAUAAUUUGUGGUGAGCGCUUAAGUAAACAAUGUUUUUAUGAUCAACUUCAGUGCGCAUUCAGGUGAUCAAGACCGAUCAAGAAGACAGAAUCAGGAUAUUUUGUUCUACGCUUUUUUCACAAAUAGCAUGAAUGUGUUUGAUUACUGUCUCGGAAAAGCUGAAAUACUUGUAAAUGGCUUGCAACACGAUACAUCUAAUUGGUAACGGCACUUUUUCAAACUUGGACGCUUCACUUUUCUAUAAUGCGAAGAUCAGCGGUAUAUUACCUCUCCUGAUGUAAAAUUAAUUAGAAUUUCAUAGCUAUAGAACUCGUGAGGUUCGCAAACAUAUCAUUCUGGUCACAAGAGGUAACAGAUACAUUUGACCUGUUGCUUCAUAAAACAAACUGCGCAGACACUAACGGAAGAGAGUGAGACGAACUUGAAAUUGCAUGUACAUUUAGUAGUUAACUGACGAUAUUGCAUAUGAACUUACGACUGAGAUCUGGAGCGCAUUCCCCUGGUUGUAGUAAGAGGCAGGGCGGAAUUUCCUUCCCACAUUUAAAAUCCUGAUAACCAAAUUGUCCAAUAAUCUUAUUCUGUUUGCUUUGCGAAUAGUCUCGAGAAGGCUCUGCGUUCCCUACGCGCUUGUAAGACCUGGUUAGCGGUGGACGGCAUUGUUUCACCAAAGCUAGUAAGGCUUUAUCUAGGUUUGUAAGCUACCACAAUAAAAUGGAUGGAUCAGAGAAAAGUCUUUGAUUGAGUCGCAGACAAAAAUAUCUAAUACUUUGCAACAAAAGUGGAAGAAUUCUCUAACCUUUGCUACAUGGUACAAUCAAGUGCACAACGUCCUCUGAAGGUGAAAUCGAGAAGUGAAAGCAUAUUUAAGUUGUCUAGAAGUUGUGAGUAUUAAAAGCGUGUCGUUAUAAGUGUUGGAAGUGCGAGAUUCAAUAAAUUUUGUUCGAGAUUGUUGCAGGGAUCCCACGCUGUCGGAAACUGCACAACUAGAUUCAUUUGCUGGGACACCCCGUCUCCGCGGUCCCCCCUUAACAUUGGUCUGCAACAUGGCAUAGAAACAUUCGCAGUUAAACAACAUUGGAUGGGGAGGAGGGGGGGCGAAAAAGCAUCAUAGACGUUGUCCUGGAGAAGUGUCCAAGUUAGGUCUGGGAGUCAAGGUGAUUUCAAACAAAGCCACCUUUCAUUUCGAACUUGUGUCGUCCAGAUGACAUCACAAGUGGAAUUUGGAAUAAAUUCAGACCCAGUCCUAAAACAUCUUUUAUAUCUGAGCGCGAAAAUUUUUAUUCAAGCCGAUAUUAUUUUCAAGUCUUACAUAAAAGAAAUCGUCGUCAUUCUUAAAUGUAGGGUAAUUCAGGUAGACACCUGGUAAUCAGUCCACCAGACAAAUUUGAAAUGUUCCCUGUUAUGACAACAGACUGCGAUACAAAACAGACAAAGAAAAGACGCCAGUAACAAAUGACUCGAAACGUUUUCUCAGAUCUGGUGUAGGGUUUCUGUUUCUGAAGAUUUCUUUUAAGCCUAGUGAUAUAUAUCGAAGGCGUUGUGAGCCAAGAUGAAUACGAUGUGUGAUCAUGUUAAUUGUUGUCACAAUGUCCCGCAGAGAUUUUCCGAGGAAAAAAAAAUUCCAGCCUCUAAGAAGAAUUUUUUCCCGGGCCACUGUUUAUGUUUGUUCCUUUUAAAAUACUCCUUUUGAUUCGUAUUUUGGGCUAGCGAAUUCUCCCGCAAUCUCGAGAAUCAACCGGCAAACUGUGAGGCGCUAUUGGUAAGCACCUGCAAAACUGAUCGUGUAGCUUCCAUAUUCUUUCUUGCGGUCUUAAAAGAAAAUUAACUUCGACUACCACAGUCCCACAGAGAUAGAGAAGACUUCUAAAUGUUUUUAUUCUCAAGAAAAAAAAAUCCAAAGAUUUAUGCAGACAAGCUUUUCUUGUUACAACUGAAUAGGCCUUUGUUCUUUAAAGAAGUGGUUGACUGGUCGCCGUGCUGAAGUGAUAUCCAGAACACAUCCGCGGAGUGAUUCUUCACUUGUCCCUUCUCAGUCAGUUUUACAUCUCAUUUUAUUGUGACGAGUCUCGGUUCAUCCUUAGGGUAUUGCCGUUACUGUUAUUGAUUGUGCUCAGUCUGGGAGAUUUUAUUCGAGUCUGGCUGUUUUAAUCCAUUGUGAAAAUUAUUGGCGUGACUUGAAACAUGGCACGCGAUCGAACGCGAAUAAAUUGUUGUCGGAACUUAUGACGGAUGUCAACACUUUAGUGACAAUUAUAGGUUGAUAAACAUUCGGAAGUUGGUUUAUUACAGUUUGUUUGCCUGUUUAAAGAUAUUAAUCUGAUUAUCUCUUCAAGACGUUAAAGAAACUACCAGACGCUAGAGUUGAUUUUUCAAAUUUUUAAAUAAUUAAAGGUAUUAAUAAAAAUCACUUGGGCGUGAGUAAUUACUGCAAAAGUUGAUUCAUUGUGUGAAAGGAUUUUAUUCUACAUAUGAAAUAAUUCCAUAUUUACAUGAAAUUAGAAAUGCUCUUUGCGUAUCUGUUUGUCUUUCCGUGAAAAUUAAAGGAAAGUUUGAAAAUCUCUCUAAAUCCAUCGAGCAUUUCAGCACUAAAUUUUUCAUGAUACUUUGAACCAAAGAGCUGUUCGAGCCAUAUCAAGGACUUUGAUUUUAUUCAGACGAAUGCACGUUUGUUAUCUAUAUCACUUUAGGAUAUUUGCAUAAGAAAGCCCGCAACUUAUCGAGCAGUCACUAACCCAGGGCUUGUUUCGCGCCUGUUGCCGGCGAUGGCUUCGUCCUCCGAGUCAAGACAGAAAGGUAAAAGGAGACUCAGCACUCGAGAGCAACGAGAGCAGUUCAACAUCUACAUAAAUUCAGAUCCUGCACUUAUUGAGUCGAGAAGAUGGAUAGAGGUAAGCUUUCUUCACUUCAGAACCAGAUGAAGGAUUUGCAUUUUGUUGUUCGCACAAGUACAUUUUAUCCGUCAUUGAUUGGGCUCCGAUCAAGCCAUUACUUACUUAAUUUUUCAGGAGGUGACCAGAAAAGAAUUUAAAAGUCACAAUUUUCGAGAAUCCCUCGCUGAUGGCAUUCUUCUCUGCGAGUGAGUACAUAAAGCACUGAGUUUGUUUACGAAUGAUGUUAGAUUUUUGUAAAAACGUCAAAAAUUAGGUAAUCCUACGACUAUUGCUGGUUUUUUUUCUGCAUCAUUUUAACUAUUGUUUUAACUUGAGAAAACUUGACUCUAUAAUUUCAUGGGAUAACUUAGAAGGUGUCCGUAUCGCGUAAGUUAUUAUUAUUUUGAGAUAUCUGAGGAAUAGCUGUUUUGAAUUUGUCUCCGUUUGAUAUUUGUGACAUGUAAAACCAUCGAUUGAUCGUCUUUUAAUGUGCUUGAAAUAACUACUUUAUUAACCAAGAUGUGUUUAUUAACGCGAUUCGACCAUUUGAACGAUAAGAAGCUUCAUGUCACGUUCUGAAGAGGACAAAGCAAACUGGCUUCUGCAGUAAAAGGCAAAACGUCAGUGCUGCAAAAUCAAAAUAGGAAAAAACUUAAUUAAACUGAAAUUUUCAUGAGGCCACCUGCCGGGCGCCACGUAGCAUGUUACUAGGUGAAGUUUGUCUGUUUUCGAAUUUGAAAUGAAGAACUGCUACAUGAAUAGCGUGCUUCCAAAACAUUUUAGCCUAAGCCGGCAGCUAUGAAAUAUGUGAUGCAUGGACCAACGAAACAACUGAUUCUUUCAUUGGUAAUUAUAUGCCAGUCUUGACCUAGUCUGGCGAGACUGUAUCUGAUGUAAUUUACAUUCAUUAGCUAAACCUAUUUGAACUGCGUUCUUGAUAUACUCUGAAUUUGUGUUACUACCUCGCCAUUUCUCCUCAUUGGCCUUAGAGCAUCAUUAUGAAUGUUACAAAUGUGCGAAGGAAAGUCCUGCUUUUUUGGCAAUACAAUCGUAUAAUUAUAUUGACCUCCCUAGAUUUCCACUCUAACAAUUUCGUUAUUGUUAUCUUACUGUGAGGAAAACAUCGAUUAUGAUCGGAAAAAACUCAUUACAAGGCCUUGAUCACAUUAUACAAGCGGCAAUAAAUAUCCAAAAAUUGUGUUUCAGCGUACCAGUAUGUCACGUGACAAGUUUUCCCUGAGUGCUCAUUUACAUACGAUGCUCAGUUGAAUGUUUUAGACUGAUGCACGAGGUCACAAAUUGAUAUAUCAAAUAUUGUAACUAUGAUUCUUAUAUUCUAACGAUCAAACUUAUUUUAUUGCCAUAUUUUACGUUUUACAAGAUUUGCGCAUAGUAUAAUUAGAAAGUUAAAAAAUUCCUUUGCAUUUCCAGAUUAGUCGAAAUUGUUGGAGGUAUCUCACUUGGUCGAAUAAACCGUCUACCGAUUGCGUACGCUGGAAUUGUAAGUAGGGGAUUGACGUGGUUAAACCCCCCUCCCCCCAAAAAAACUUGAACUUUCAGACUGGCAGAGCCACGUUGUCUCACGGGCGUUAAAAACAACACUUGAGCGAAUACCAUGACAAAUUUUUCUUCUUUUGAAGAUCUCCAUGAAAGUUAUAAUUUUGAAAAGUAAGUUUCACAUGACACUGUUUAUUUCAUAUGUUAUUCUUAACCACGUUUGUGCGGAAGAUUGAAGCCCGCUUGAGAUAAUCAUAAAAACUUCCUGAGAACAGAGUUGAAUUGCCCAAAACUUAGAUCAGGCUGGUUCCAGUAACUGAUACAAACACUGAUGGAUGGUGGUCAACAACUUACAAAUGUUCUUAUUUGGGAAGAUGUUUCAUAGCUGAUAGACAUUCAAAGCAUGUCGUCGCAUGCAUCAGAAACGCCAACCAGUGAUUAAGUGAAUCAAUGCCAUUUUUUUUUUCUAAAUUUUGCACAUAUGCCUCAUUUAGUUUCUUAUUUUGUUUCCUAUUUCCUUCAUUAGAAUACAAACAGGCUGGUAUUUUUCACGUUGGUGCAUAAGAGCAACUAAGCUGCGAGUUCUUAGUACCUUAAUGAUGUGCUACUAAUUUUCUCAUGUCUUCAAUAAUAUUUUUUUCAUAUCUUCAAUACAACAGGACAAUAUCAACUUAUUUUUCAAAGCCUGCGAAAGACUGGGAUUGCAAAGGCUUCAUCUUUUUGACGUCACUGAUCUUCACGAAGUGACGAUCCGACGCGGUGAUUCAACGUAAGUAAAGAUCAUUAAACUUUUACAUCAGACACAAUGCAAGCUUGAAGACUGAUUUGUAAACACGUUUUUUUUAGUGUUGAUAAUUUCAAGACUAACAAUUUUUAAGUAGGUCUAACUUAAUAAUAAAAGAACUGAUUAUAUACAGCCGGUAAUUCUGUGGAGGUCUUAACUUUCGCACUUGCGAAGAGCAGUGAUUUUAGAAAAAGAAGAAUACAAACUGUCCGUUUUUCGGUCGACAAGUAUUACACCGUAAGAAUAUUUCUCACAAUGAACCACUGGCUCUUCUCAUUUUGGCUGGGGACAGGCUCCUGAAUGGGCCUCGAUCAACAAGAGAUGGUAAAAAAUGGGAGAGUAGCCGGCUAACUGGUCGAUUGGGCGGUGGGACCAAUUUCCCUUCGCUCUUUCGUUUUCACCAAUUUAUUUCUGGAUUCUUUUCGAAAGCAAUUUUUUUUUAAUACAACAUCCAGUUACCGAACGGUUGCUGAUGAGCCAAUUCGAGUAAGCCGGUAUUCUACUUACAUAUAUAUAGCACGUUUUUUAACAUGCCGCUAUCAUAUACCCUCUUCACUUGAGGAUAUACGAUUUGCGUUUGCACGUGCAGCGGGGCUCUUUGUUCCGCGUUCUUUUAUUAUGUUUGUCUCCGGAGAUGUCACAAAAAGGCUAAACGACCGACGAUCUUUUCUAUAGAACGAGGUAGUUAUCGCCGAACUAUAAAGGGUCCUGGUUGAUAUCGUAUGAAACAAGAUUAAAUGAAACGCUUACCUCUGAGGUUGCCUCUGAAAUAAUAGCCACUUUGAAAAGACACUAAUUCGAAAUAAUAAGGACAUCAUUUUAAAAUGACGUAAAUGUAGGCAGGUCCAAAAAUCCGGACAAAUUUGGAAAGUUUCAAAUUCCUUACACCAUAGCGAAAAGUCGAUUGUGUUUCAUGUCACGCAGCAUUUUAUCGACUUAAUUUUAAAUCAAACGACUUACGAAGUACAAAGCAUAAUUAAUUUUCUCUUCAACAAUUUUAAGAUUAACAUACUGACGAGUUCACAGGAUUUUCAUUAUUUUCGGUAGAAAGCAAGAAAAAUAAAUCUCGAAUCUCAACGGAAGUCGCUUGUGUUACUUGCGCAAUUUAUUUGGGUUACUGAAUGCUCAAAAAUAAUCCUAUUCACCGCGGAACGUUUGUCUUUGCUCAUUGUGGAAUGCAAAGAUUGUUCUAGGUAUUGUUGUCAGAGUUGUAUUGGGUUUGAAAUCUUUUGAUAUUCCGCCGCGCUGUGUUUUCCUCUGGGACUUAUACAGAAGCUUGUACUUGAGUGUUUGACUCUCAUGUUUUCCAUAUUGCUCUCAGUCCGUUAAAACCGUAGGUAUAAUGAAUGUAUUUUACUUGUAUUUACCUUCAUUCGAAUUCGUGUUUGUAUUUAUUGCGUCGCUGUCUGUGACUUGUCACAAUGACAUGCGAAUUGAACAAGAGAUCGCGCGACGCAUUUUGAUUAGUUGUUCGAUUCGACUUGUGACUCGAUUCCGGUCGAAAACAUAUCCCUGACGCUGAUAAGGAUUCAUUUCUUUCGAAUUUCAGGUCAUCGAGAUUAAAGGAAACACAACGGAGGCUACAGAAUGUAAGUAUUAACAACAAUUUAUUCAGAAUUGUUAUAAUAAUCUUUUUAUCCCUGGAAUAAAUUCGUAAUCUUCAAGCAGAAAUCAAAAUAUACGUCUGGGUAACGUGGUUAAAUCUCAAGCUCUGUACACCUUCUGGAUGUCCCCGUACCUCGUUAGCGCAAAAACACCUGGGUUUCGAUCGACUGUUUAAGGAAUAAUUUGGUUUUGCUCUGUAACGGUGAUAGGGUUUGGUUUACGAACCAAAACUGUAAGGAUCAUAUGUUAUGAGUCUGGAGGUCGUCUGAAUCGCCUUGGUGACUCGAAAACAGUCAUAACAAGGAGCAACUGUAUUUUCUUAGUUAUUUUAUCAUAACCACCCUUAUAAGACGUUGUGUUUUCAUUUUACAACACUUAUUCCCUCCACUUCAUAAAGGAUUUAGUAAUCGUAGAUUUCGCCAACCGUCAACGACGGUAAUUUAUUUUUCUCGACCAAACGGUACGUAAAUAGCACAUACCCGAUUGAUUUCAUUAUGUUUCAUCAAAAUGCAAUUUAUCUGUACGGAUUUAUUCGAAAUCGAUGGUUUUUAAAAGCACGAUUUAUUUUUAUCAAAAAGAAUUUUCAAGAGAGUAAGCUGGGCGCUUUACCCUGCUGCGGGGGUCAAUUGAUCGCCAUUUUGAAUUGUUCCUUGUUUAUCAAGUGCGCGGGAAUGAAAUUUAAAUUCCUCUGACGCCGAGGCAACCAAGCGGAACCGCGGGCUCAAUAUCGUACAUUUUACCAUCGGGAUGUGAAUAUAACUGCGCAGUACAAAAUCAAACAAAACUAAGAGAUUGCGACGCAAAUGCGAAGAAGUUAACGCGACACAGGUAACAAUUACAAAUGAAUUGUUGCUUACUGUUUAGGUGAAUAUAAAAGUAGUUGAGAUCUCCACCUCAAAUGAAAGAAUAUUUGCGCGAAUGAAACCGCAGCCUUAACAUUAUGGUUGACGCCAUAACCUAGUGUUAUCCAUAACAGGUUUUUUUUCAAGCAAAGAGACAGAACAGCUUUCACAUGACGUUAUUUUAUUGGAUUUUUUGCAGGUUACGAUCACAAUACUUUGGUUAGCCAAAGCAGCUCACAAUCGAGGUUAUCAGGGUCCUGCUCUUGACUACAGCUGCUUUGAUCAUCUAAUUCCGGUAACAAAAAGCUCGAGGCUAUUCAUUUUACCAACUGGGUUGAAAACGUAAAUUAGCCACCGUAAAGGUUAAAAAUCGCUCUGACGAAGGGCUAACGCUCGAAACGUCAGCUUUUUUACCCUUUACGGUGGCUAAUUUACGUUUUCAACCCAGUUGUUAACACUAAAUUACCUGCUAUACUCUCCCACCGACGCAGCACCACAGUUUCUUUAGAAACUUAUCCCUUUAUUCAUUUUACCAUUUCAUUUAAAUCAUAAACCAUAAAAUAUAUUUUGGUAAAAGGAAAAAAUAAUAAUAUCGUAGCAAAGCAUCCAGGAUGCUUUCAAAACAAUUAAUCUUAUAUCACGAGUUUUGUAUGACUCGUGAUUAACAGUAUUUUGUCACGCGAUAACAAGGCAUGUUCUCCAUCUACUUAAAGAAAUAAAUUUUUGAUGCUGCUUCCAUGCAAUCAGUUACUUCCAAUAAUUAUUACACUGUUCCAUCAAACUAAUCUUAGUCCUAUGAAUGUCUUUGUUGCACUCCGGAUAUUUCUUCAGCCAAAAAUGGAAGUGAAUCAAUUGCGUGAUAGGAAAGUUGUGGGUGAUUUUACGUAGCGAAAAAUAGUCUAUCAAGUGAUGUUUGUCUAACCUGCAUGAAAAAGUAAAGAGGAAACUACUACCGAAAGAGAGAGUGGUAUUCUUUCAAUAAACCAGACUUACUUGCGAAUUUUCUUUGCAGCAAACGAAUUUCGGCAAAAAGAGGCGAGGGUCACGAAAGAGACAUUCUUUAAGUGAACUAGAAACGCGAGAUAAAGUGUUUGAUAGGAUUGACAUCAGUGACAAGAAGGAGAAAUUUCGGAAUCUUGAAAACCAAGCCAAGCAGGUAAGCAUCCAAUUUCUUGGCUUCAGUUGAUAAUCACAGUAGUUUACAUGUACUCUAAACCACAAAAAUCAGACUGCGUAUUUUGCUUGUCUCAUGAAAGCCAGGUUGAAAGGCCUGGGAGAAGUGCUAAAAACAAGUUUGGCGGGGGGAGGUCUCGAGGAGGAGGAGGAGGGGAUUUAGAUGUCUAGCUUCCACGAGGGAAGGUUCUCGCGCGAUUCCUUUCGCGCCGCGCAAUCAAACCACCUGUUUGGUACGCAGUCAGUGAGCUACAGAGAGGUGGUGGAUCUUGAGGCAAGCCAGUAUUUGCUUUAGACAUGAGUUCUAAUCUCCCUCUUUACUUGUCAUCUUUACACAGAACAUCGUGCAUUUGGAAUUAAAAAGACGUAAAUCAACCGGAGGAAUUUUGAAAAGAAGUAGAGAAAAAAGUUUAAGUUGGAACGAGGAGGAUUUAAUACACAGCUACACAGACUAUAAUUAUCUUCGGAAAAGGAUGCCGGAUCCAAAAUUUCACGAGAAAAAAGACAUGUACGACCACCGUGAUCAACUUGUGAGUAUAAAUGACUUGACAAUCACAAUUUGCGGUACACAUUUUGAAUAGAAACUAGCUAUGCUUUCCAUAAAAGUCUUCAUGUCGAGGUCAUUAUCGGAGCCGAGGUCAUUUUUUCUCUGCCUGCCACCUUCUCCCACCAAUCAGGGAUCAGAACUGCUGUAAGCCCAUUUUUGACUUUCCUGACUUUAACCACCCUCCCCUUCCCUCCCCCACUACGUUGAUUGUAGGUUAUUGUCAGUACUGAGAUUUCAUGGAAGAUCACCUGGUCAUAAUGAUUUUGUAAAAUAUACAAUCAUAACUUAUAAGUAUAUUUAUAAUUAUGGUCAAUAUUAACCAAAGUCGGCCAGUAAUUGAUACCACAGAAACAGCGUAUACUUAAUUCAUCGAGAGUCUGAUUUGAAUGAAGCGUUUUAUCUGAAUUUUGUCCAUUUUUUGAAUAAAAACCAGGACUCAAAUCAAGAAAGAUCUCGCCGUCGGUCGAGUGGUUCUUCGGACCGCGGUCUUACGUCACCACCACCGAUUUCACUCGGUAAGAGAGUUGAGGUGGAAUUGAAAGAGAAACAAAAGAAAUUCGAAGGGCUUGACAAAAACGCGGAAGAGGUAACUACUGGAAUUGAAUUUUAGACUGAAUACGUACGUAAAAAAAUUUCAGUUUCUUGUUCUGAGUUGAUUAACCGUUUCAACCUUAUAGCCUGAAUGAAUUAUAACGUUGAAUUAACCCUGCGACUCUAAUAAGUGAUUGGAGAGGAAACUCUCCUUACAGUCUUUAUACUCUUUCUAGCGAAAGAUGAUGAGAAAACAUGAAAUAAUCUCUUAGAGGAAAUUUUAUGGAUUAAUCACUCAAUUCUGGCCAGUAAAUAAAUGUAAGAGUAUCAGUUAGGAGAUUAAACUCUUUUGGGGGUUAAAUUGUAAACUGCUAAUGAAAGGUACAUACCACAAACACGCCUUUAGUUGCUAAUCAACCUGCCGUAUUUUACACUGCAAUUCUGUUGACAUGACAACUGCGAAUAUUGCUCCACCUUUCCGAUGGAUGCUGGUCCAUUGUUUAUCACACCACACCAGCCCACCUGCCCUGCCCCCCCCCCCCUUUAGAAAUUCUCCAGGUCUUCCCGGCAACUCUUUGGUAAAAUUCAUUUUUCUUGGGUGGAAGGACACAGGACACCUCUAGAGUAAACAUACGUGCCCAUAGAAAGAAAAAUAACCCAGGCCAGUUAUCAGAGACGGAGCUCUCGUUCUCAUGUUUAGCUCGCUAACUCACAGGCCCGAGGGUCAUUAAACAAACAUGACGCAUGCUUGUUCACAUUUGGGUUACUGAGGAAGUGUCGAAAUCAGCUGUCGUUAUCCUUAAGCAAAGAUCGAGUCUUCCACCGAGUUUAGUUUUGUCGGUUCUGUUUUUAUUCUGGUGAUUUUUUUUGCCAGCAAUCUGCUGUGUUGAAAGGCAAAGCUCGGCCAAAGUCCUGGGGACCUGGAGAGAUAAGAAAGGCACUGCAGAAACAAGGCUCUGUUGAUGUAGCGUUCAAGGAAAAACACCAAAACUACGAAAAACUUCAGCGUCAAGCAACUACGGUAUGAAAAGUAAUCACAAGGCACUACAAGUAUUGUUGCCAAGUAGUUUUCUCCUUGUACACUAGACCCUCCGCUAAAGUUGUGAACCUAAUAGUGCACUUGCAAAUUUUUCACUCCACAAAUUUGAUUCGAUAUACUUAGUCAAUGUUUCACGUUACAUAAACUUGCCUCGCCACAUUGUUAAGUGUUUAUUUAUAUAGCAUAUUUCAAAAAUUGCUUGAAAUUCUUUUGUUCGUUUCGCAGACUAUUACCUAAUUUUACCAGCUUUUAAAUGGUUUAAAUGAAAUGGUCUUUACAAAGAUUUUUGUGACUACCAUAGAUGAUUAAGUGGGCAUUUCCACGAACUUGGACUGCAAAAGCAACCCGCUCUUAUGAAAAUAAACGAUAAAUAUCUGUAAAAGCAGGUGGCAGUUUACAUUUGCAUGAUAAUUAGCCAUUAUAAUCGCUCUGUGUCGGGAUGACAUCUUUGUAUAGCUUGUAUGAACGAUAUUUCUUUGUAUAUUCGAAACAGGAAAGUGCUGUGUUAGAGGGGAAGUUACGGCCGCACGCAGUUAGGGAUGGAAGACCAGAAAAAGUAAUUCUUGGAGGAAGAUCAGAUGUGAAACUCCGUGAGAAACAAAAAGAUUUUGAACAACGUGAUUAUCAAGCUCAAAGGGUAUUGAACUUAUACAAGACUAAAAUGAAAAUAUACCUACGAUUUUAAAUUGUUCUAGAUAAUGAUAUAUCAUCAUCUCGGUCCGCUUCCAGAGACUUUUAUGAUUUAAAAUUUGCAGCAGACAAAGCAGCAAAUAUUUGGAUUUUGCCUUGAAACAAAUUAACUUAUUCGACUCAAUUUGGAACGGUUUCGCUUGUUAUAUUGGGCAACGAAGCUUCUUAAAUUAAACAAAAUUUAAUCAUCUGCAAGAGACUUAAGCGAACGGAAGAUAGCUUAUUUUGAUACGUGCUCACUGUAAAAUGCAACGAUUAAGAAACGAGCGAAAUUGUUGUGUAAUCUUAAGGACCAAUGUUUCAAUUCUUCACUGUUUUAAAUUGCAUUGUUAAUAUGCGCUUGUUGGCAGAAUAUAAAUCACCAAUUAUGGGUAAACACGUCAUAGAACAAGUUACAAUAUAACAAUGUUGGAUGCACCAAACUGUGCAUGAUGAUAAGACAUGUUGUCUGCGGUGUGUGGGUGCUUCAGUAUGAAGAGCUUAUUUUACUCUCCAUCUCGGUAGGAGAAAGCCGUUCUCGAGGGAAACCUUCGUACGUCCGCCACAGACGGAAAAGCAAUACGUCCCAACUCUGUCAUGAUUCCAAAACGUGAACAGAUUAAGCUGAGCGAGAAAAAAGCAACUUUCGAACAACUUGAUAAGCGAGCUGAACAGGUGAAUACACUUUUAUUUUUCAUCCGAAAUUCAAGUCGUUUCAUUUGUUAAUUAAGAUAAGUGAUCCAUCCAUCUCCUUAGGUUAUGAAUAAUAAAAUAUGCAUGUUGCUUUCUUUUGAGCUUUCUUUUUGGUCUAACACCAUGUCGCUUCAUCAACAGUGCCGACACUCCAGGUCUGAGGUGAUAAUUAAGCGUUCGAGUCGCUCCUGUAGCAUUUUCCUUAUCUUGACAUGGAUGAAACUUCUGUUAACUUGAUAAUUGCAUCAAUAGUUGUGUUAACUGAUCUGUGUUUCUGGUAUUCGAAAGUUGGUGCAAAUAUCGUCGAAGCACUAUCAAAGUAUUUUUGGUGUUUUCGGUAUUUUCGUAUCCUGUAACCUUGCUUCAAAUUUACCCGAAGAUUGUAAGGUCGUUUUUAGAACUCGAGCCAGAUACAGAUUAUGACCGAAAGCACUUGAAGAAGAACCUCUUUUAGUAAACAUUACUGAUUUCCUUUAUUUAUAUUUCCACUCAGGACUCGUCGAUUCUUCGUGGCCAGUAUAAACCACCGCCAACAGAUACUGGCAGCCUUAAGAGAUCAUCCAGAGUUGCCCUUCCGAGAGAUGCAAAUGUUGGUCUUUUAGAAAAGCAGCGCACUUUUGAAGAUAAAGACUCUCAAGCGCGGAAGGUGUGAUGAAAAUUCUUUUGUGGCAGCAAAGCACUACUUAUUUAUAGCUAGUCUGACACUAAUUACAUUCUGAGCGAGAUGUUUACCUUCCUAUCCAGUCAUUUUGGAUAAAACACACGCAGUAACUGUAUAUUGAUAAUGCAUUAAUGUCAAUGAAAAUGAUUGUCAUAAUUUUCCUAUUUAUAGGAAAGUGAAAUUCUUCAAAAGAACAAACGAAAUGCAUUUGAUAGCCCCGUUAAAGAACCCACACCACUGAGCACUUCUACGCGGCCACGGAUUGCCGGUUUCCAGUCCUCCUUAGACAGAAAAUGGGUUGCCUCUGACGUCUCAAGGCAAAGCCAGCAGGAGAGGCCCUCUCGACCAGUGUCCAACUAUUACGACUACAGCAGCUUCAAUGACUACCCAAGAGCAAACGGUUUUGAUGAAAUUACCGCAAGUACAGAAGGUAUAUACCGAGUGUCAGUUGAAGAACCAGUAGAAUCUGUUCCUUCGGUUGGAUAUGAGAAAAUGAACACUUGGCAGAAUCAACGAGGAUUUUCAGAGGAACAAAGAAGCUCGAAACAUGAUGAACGCUUAGAUAAAGACAGAAACGGAGAAUAUUCCGACUAUGUAAAGCGACGUUAUGAAGAGUCCAAGAGGAGACAGGGGGAAGAACCUGUGGAGAUAAACUUAACGGAUGCCAAAAACCUGUCUUAUCGUGAUCUUGUUCGUGCUCCACGCAAAAAGUCCCGCGAGACGUUCAUACGCGAAAAGAAUACCGUCGUUCCAGCGGAAGAGAUGCCAUGGCGGAAGGAAGUUCGAGAGGUCAAAGAGAAAAGACAUCUUCUUUCUGAUGAAGAGCAAGAUGCUAAUUAUGCGCCACGGUCUACCUCGCCACGUUCUGAAUUGGGUAAGUCACAGUAUCUCGAACUUGUCGCUCCGCCCUCUAAAAAAGAAGUGUACGCUUUCGAUGGAGAGAAAAAUUCAGCGGGCGAAAAUGCCAAGGAAAUGCCAUGGAGAAAAGAGGUCAAAGAUAUAAGAAGAUCUGCAUCUGUAGAAGAACCCCAGCAAUCGAAUGCAGAGCACACGCGGAUUCGACCUCCCUCGCUAAAGACCCGUGAUGCGUUUGUGACUACAAGGGAUGACAACGACGAAGAAGAGAUGCCGUGGAGGAAAGAGGUAAGGGAACUUCAGGAGAGACCAAGAACAGAAGAUGACCUGGAGUAUCAAGGUGACAAACCACCGCCUAAACCGGACUCGUCACCCAGUCCAAAUUUCCGAAAAAUGUCUUACAAAGAUUUCAUAAAUGUGCCUUCAAAAAAGCGUCGGGACAUUUUUCAGGCUCAGCUCCAAAAAGAAGAGGAAGAAAUGCCUUGGCGAAAGGAAGUACGUGAAAUAAAAAAAUCGAUGACAGAAGACGAAGGAGAAUACCAGGAAACGUCUGCGACUCCAGCUCACUCUGCUCCGGAACAAAAUGACCGAUCGUUUGGCUAUAAAGAGUUUUCACCCAAACCUAUCGCAAAACCAAAGGAAGGCUUGUUGGUUUCUCAAGAUAAGGAGGAGCAAGAGAUGCCAUGGCGUAAAGAAGUGCGUGAAAUGAAAAGAUCAGUGCUCGAAGAUGAGCCCGUGAAGCGUUCGUCUGCCACAAAUGUUCAUUCGUCACAAGAAGCAACCAGAGACUAUCGGAAACUCUCGUAUCGUGACUUUGUUGCUAGACCGAGGAAAAAAUCCUUUGAGAGCUUUUUAUCUGGCGAAGAAAAGGAGAAGGAAGAGAUGCCGUGGAGGAAAGAAGUACGGGAGUUAAAAUAUAGACCUCCUGAUGACGAGGAAAUCAAGCAGUCAUCUCGUUCCGAGCUUCAAUCCUCUAACGACGAUUCCUUUCAUAACAUCCGUGAUCAUUCCACCCAGCGGGUGGCAGAAAGUGAGCGUGAAAGGAGUCGAAAAGAGCCUUAUCAUGCCCCCUCUGCUGGAGUUCAAAACAUGUCGUACAAGGAUUUUGUUUGUCCACCAUCGAAAACAGAUGAACUGCAGGGUCAAGUACAGCGUAAGACUAGAGUGAAAGACCUAACCAGGAAGUUUACAGAUAUCGAGGCAGAGAACACUCUUCCCAGAAAAGGCAGGCCGCCAGCACAGAAAUCUCUGGUGGACAUUGGAGAGCUGAAGCGUAUCGAACGCGAAAUGAGAACAAAAAGUUGGCAUGGCUUCCCAGACGAUUACGACUCAGAUGACGAGUAUGAGCGGAGAAGGAACCGCUCAGAAGAAGAAGCAGAGGAAAGAGUUAGGCAGCACUAUCAUCGCGAGAACAUUUCUGGAAUGGAGGAGCUGGACGACGUGUUUCAAGAUCCAGAGGGAUACUUCGACCAGAUUCGAGCUCCUCCGCCAGAGAAGUUUGACGAAGUGGUGGUGAAAGAAGUGCCUGUUCAGCAUAAUGCUCCUUCCUGGAAUGAACGUGAUGACAGAGGGUUGCAAGUAGUGACAGUACGCUCAACAAAUGACCAUGAUCAUAACAAUCGAAAUGACUUACACAAACAGCCAUUUUCGUACUCUCCCGAUUCAGAUAGCUAUUACGAUAAAAGCCCUCUCAUGGAUGGAUCUCUUUCAAAUAACACCCUAUUAGAUGAUCGAGUUGUUGUGAAGCAGACCUGGAUUCAGCCCAAUCGGGUGGAAUUACCUGAGGCCUCUCCGAAUCCUCCAGGACACGAGGGCAGAAAGAAUGUCCAUAAAGAAUAUGCUGAAAGAGACAAUGGUCAAUUUCUGCCACAACGUAGAGAUGAGCGAACAUACCAGCGAGAUAACAUAAAGAGUAUACCGUUCAAACCAAAUGUUGGUUAUCAUAGAAACGACGAAAUCUUUUCGUCAAAGAGCGUUGAUCUUAACGAAGAGAAAUGUUUCAUUGACGAGAGAGACGAACACAGCCGGCUUUACUAUCCAGGAAGUUAUGGUUACAGUGGCAGGAAUCAAGGUCAAAUCGAUGACGAUGAUUGGAAAUCAAGAGAAGUUCGUCCUGGUCUACAAAAUCAUGGAAAUCAGCCCACCAAAGUAUCUACCAAAGGUGACAAUGCCAUGGUUUUCGGCUCUCCGAUUAUGGUCACUGCCAAACCAAGACCCCAACAGCCGACACAAAAGGAAGGCCAAGGGGAUUAUAGACACGAGCAACCUGGAGUGUACGACUUCAUACCAGUCAAAGAAAGGGUUUUGAAUGACAGAGAUGUAAUUCCAGCUAAAAGAGAAAGUUCGUAUUUCAGCAGAAGUACCGUUGAGCCCAUGCCAAAUAAUAAGGAACAAAUGGAAAAUGCUAGGCGACUUGUUUUACAAGACAUUAAACACCGCGGGGAGAACGAAGUCAAUAAACCACCGCAAGAACCCAGAAUGUCGUCUCGUCCACAAGUGUUUGGCGUGUUUGCACGCACUGAUCAGAAAGAUAGUUACAACCGUGACGAUAUGCGAGAACGUCAACCAUCCAACUUGCCUCAGAAAGAGUUAGAGAACAACUUUCAGGAACGCCGACUUCACGACACGCAAGAUAAUUUACAGGGUUUCAAUGCAGACGUAGAUCGGCAAGGUGCGACUAUGUACUUGGAAAGACGACUCCAGCGAGAAGAAAAGAGAUAUGAUUACGAAAAUAGUGCCUCCAGUCACACUGAGUUGCAUCCUGUGGUUGUAGCUACGGUAGAGAGCGAAACUCGAAAGUGGGGAGAUGGGGUGUUUGAAACAUCUCCUCCGAAAGAUGAAAAUCGAGCCGCGAGGGGACGAGUCAUAAACUUUUCAUAUGAACAGGAAGAUGAAAUGCAUGAGGGACACAAGAAAGAAGGUACAAACGUGAUUGGCAAUGAUACAUCUGUUUACGUGGCUGCGAACCUUGUUCAGGUAGAAGGUUACGACGCUGGCUGGAAACAGGAACAAAAACAAAAGGAAGAGAUGGUGAGAGAGCAGUUGCGGGAUGCUGAAUAUAGAGAAAAAUACAGAAGAGAAUUCGAGGAAAAAAAUCGGAAACAGCGGGAAAACUCGAAGUACCUCAUGAGUCAGGUACAAAUGAGGGCGACUAUGGAUGCUGAAGAAUAUGAUGUAGAAGAAAUAGAGAGAGCGCGUAAUGAUAACAUUGGCGAACGAAAUGAGAUUCCACCGAGGAAAAGCCACUCCAGCGACGAAGACGUUUUGAAAGCGGUUGCAGCAGAAGAAGACUAUUGGCAGAAAAAUUUAAGCAAAAAGAUAGGAAGUGAAAAGAAGGAUACUAGACAUAGUGAACCUCCCAGAAGAGUCAGUAGUAGCGAAUCGCUGACGCGGAUCAAUGGAAUUGACUAUGUUAGCGAAGACAAUGUGGUCCGCAAAGAGAAAAAGUCCUUUGACCAGGAAGAACAUCUUCGGAAACUUAAAGCAGAAGAAGAAUCAGUGGCUCAAGAGGCUGAAAGGCAGAUGAGAGAGAGAGCUGCUUUGAGACAACAAGCACAAGCCGAAGAAGUCAUCAUUACGCCUGUGGAGAAGCCUCCCGUGGAAUUCUCAGUCAAUGAGGAAAUGUUUGCUGACCUCCCAACUGAAGAAAAACACAACAAACACUUUUAUGAUGAAAAUAGCAAUUACAGUGGACCGAAUACAGAAACGUCUGUCCUAAGAAACGGAUACCACACUGACGAGGAAUACACGCUUCGUAAACAACUGGAACACGAAGAGAAUGAAAGACAUUAUUCAGAUUACAUCUCAAAACCACAAGCAGAGGUGCUGCCCACUAACGGACAUUUAGAAAGUGAUGUUCACCACAAGACGCCCGCAAAACUGCUGAGAGAAAAUGGAGACCAGUAUUACCAAGAUAACAUCCCGGGAAAUUCCGACGCAACUCCAGAAGUGAACGGUUUUGAAGGUUAUAGUAUAUACGAGACAUUCAUUCAUGGCGAAAGCAAUCACGUGAUAUGUGCCAGUUGUGGCACCUCAAUUGAGAAAAGUCCAUCGAUGUACAUAGCAGAAUUGGACCGAUACUGGCAUGUUAACUGUUUUAGCUGUGUGGUGUGCAGAGCGUGGUUUGGUGACGAGUACAGUCCAGUCCUUCAUAUCACCAACUCCAUGUUACAUUGCGAGAGAUGUUACAUAACGGAUGAAGGUAAGUGACAUAUGAUAUGUCCCGUUAGACCGCAGACACUUUCCAAAUCCCCCAUUUUAGGUGCGACCGUCGUGAAACAUCAGACAUACGCUCAAGGUGAACCCAGGUGAAAUGCCCAUGAGUGUGCACUUAGUUUUGGUGAUUGUUUUAGAGAGAACUCAGAAACUCCUUAAAAAUUAUCAAACGAAAACAAUUUUGGGGGCAUCAAAAGGGCUGUUCUUGACUUCUCUUCCCCGUCUAAAUCCAUCCUAAAGCCACCUUAUUAUUUUUAUCUGAUCACCCUAUCGGGCCUUCUUAUACAAGCCAGUGAUUUAACUGUCGGGUUCCAGUUUCAGUGGCCUUUAAUUUAUCGUGUUGAUGCAUCGAUCUAUUGGACGACAACAAAAAAAAAAGAACCCACGACUAUUCUGAUGUUUGUAUCUCUAGUUCAUCAUCUGCAAAUGUUUCCUGAUCUGGCAUUCAUCUUUUUUCGUAGGUGAAAGAUGUACCGAGGUGUAGACUCAGACUAGUUUUAGAGACCUUUUUAAAGAUGUCAAUGUCAGUGAAAACUAUUUUAAUCUAUUUCAUUUUAUUAUUUUUUUAAAGUUUAAAUGUGAAUAAUUAACGCAUUAGCACCGAGAGACGCUUCGUUUACCAGGUUACCCUUAAUAGAAGCAAAGUAUAUUUUUAUCAGGCAUAUGGUUAUCUCUCAUUUUAUAGUGAUCUUCAAGGCGUUUUACAAACAAUAUUUGAUUUUCUCUUCGUCGUAAUAUGCUAAUUGUAAGCGGCGUUUACUUUGGAAAGUAAGGCGAGUUAAACAACGUUGCUAAAUUCCAUUUACAAUUUACUUUUUCUUAUUGAACUAAAUGUCAAGAAAAAGCCCGAACGGUUAUCUCUAUAGACCAACAGUCGGCCACGCGUAGAUUAAUGGAGGGGGACAUUUUGUUCAAUAAUUUAGUUCGUUUCGUCGUGGACGGAAGGAUGAUCAUCAUGCAGAUUAUUUUAUCGUUAUACUGUGAAGACAAACAUUUGUUCUUCAAAGUUAUUGUGUUAAUGUUUUAUUCAUUUUGUUUUCGUAGAAAUUAGCCAGUCAAACAACAUUAUAAUUUUACUACUUACGUAAGAACAUUUGAAUUUCAUUGUAAUGAGCUGUAGUCCUUGGGCAGGACUCUUUACAAUUAGAACUUUUUUAACAGAGCUAUGUUUGUAAAUAUUAUGAUAAAGCUAAAAACCAUUUUAAUUUUUCCAUACUCUGUGGAACUUAAAAAAUAAAAUUAAAAAAUAUUGUGAAAUCGCUAACAUUUUC